Messenger RNA from Entrophospora sp. SA101, 723 nucleotides. The record is from the annotation of a GenBank genome assembly. NCBI's taxonomy places the organism in Eukaryota, Fungi, Glomeromycota, Glomeromycetes, Entrophosporales, Entrophosporaceae.
AUGAAUGAACAGCAACUAGAAAAUAUAAAUGAGGCGUUAAUGAAUCAGCCUAAUAUCAAACAAAUAAUCAGAGAUUACAAGUUUGUUUUUCCUUGUCCUCAUUGUGAAAAAGUAAUUAAUGACGAUCAUUUUAACAAAGAACACAAAGCAUUUAAUUAUAUUAAAUUAGAAACCAAUCGAACUUAUGAAAAUCUUCCAGCGGUGAAAGAAUUAAAAGAAAAUUUAGAAAAACAAACCAAAAGAAUUGCUGAAUUACAAUCUUCUGAAUAUGUUGAAAGUUUAGAAAGAGUGAAAAAAUUAGUGAUAGAAAACCAAGAAUUAAGACAACAGAAUCAGAACUUUUUAUUAGCCCAAAAUCGACCCAUUAAACGCAAAGGAGAAUUAUUUGAACAAUAUGUGGCCGAGGAAUUGAGCCGUGUUUUUGAUGACAAAGAUAAAAUCAGUAAAUUAACUCAGUUAGGAAAAAAAGCAGACUUCCUCCAAGAAGUAUUAACCGAAACCGAGCCUCGUCAAGUGGCUGCCGAUUUUGGAAUUAUCAUUGCUGCUUGUGAAAAUGGCAAGCCUUUACGUUGUCUUGACCCUCGUAAAAAAAUCUAUGUUAGUGAUGAAACUAAUUUUAUUUAUGUUGCUAAAAUAAUGCGUGAUUCUUUAAUUCAAAAGCAUAAUUUACUAGAAAAUGUUAACUCUGACAAAGAAAAACGCCUCAAAAAUUUAGAUGAAUGA